GUCGAAAACAAACGUCGAGAUUCCAACAGGAACCGUUAGGUUACGCGCCUCCACCACAGGCUGAAACUGAUCUUCGAGUCCAUGGAGCUGGACCGGCGGCUGCUGCUGGCUCACUGUGCCGCCCACACCCUGUCCGUCAUAGCGGGACUCCUGGUGGUCGUGCCGCUCGCUUUAAACGGAUCCGCUUUCAAGGGAAGGUGCGCGCUGUUUAGUCAAGGCUUCUGGAGGACGGAGAACUUCACGGUGGGUCAGGAAGAGCCCAGAACGGUCACUCAUUUGGUGGUGCAACAAUGGGGUCCAUUAGCGGCGUGCCAGUUCGCCACAUUUGUCGGUGUGUUCACCGUGUUGUACGGAGCCGUUCAGGGCUGGAGGAGUCUGUUCUACCUCCACCGGCGACAUGACGACACGCUGUUCUCUGCCUUCCUCACGCUGCUGCUGAGUCUGUGUGUGUUCUUCCUCUCUGGAGGGGCCAGCGUUACUCUCACCCUGGGCCUGGUGUCCUGGUGCAACACUGUAACAGACCACAACACCAGAUCCUACAGUUGUGCUGAGUCACAGUCUGUUCCUCUUUAUCUGGAUGUUGAGACAUCCUCUUUCUACUCUGAGCUCAAUUGUGCGCAGAUCUCUCUGUGGUGUGUAACAGUUCUGUGGUUGGCUCACUCCAUUCUGUCCUUCCUGAGGCUGUAUCAUUCUCACAGUCAGCAGAUUCAGAUUAGCAGACCGUGUUUAUCCAGGGAGAAGGAGCUCCUCCUGGGCCAAACUCAAGUGGAUUGUCCCAUUCAUCCACAUCCACACUCGCACCCCUCAAACACUCCCAGUGUUUUUAUUUAGUGUUCACAGAAGUUGCACUUUGAGGUUAAUCUAAGGCCAGUUUUAUUGAUUUGCAAGAAGGAGCAAGAAGACAGGACAAGAUUAGCGUAAAAUGGAAUUAACUUCUAAUCUAAAAACAAACAAACAACACAAGUCUCAUGCAUGUUACACAAAGAAUAUUCUCAGUAAUCAGAAUUAGCCUGGGUUUUAUCUAUUUGUUACUUUUUUUAAUGCAUUUGUUGAGAAGUUUUUUCAUGUAGCUUAGUGCUUACGUUGAGGUAAAAUGUUUUGUGUGGACCCAUUUACAACUUUUCCAUAACAAAUGUCAGAGGAUUCUAAUAUAUAAAAUAUAUUGCACUAUUAAUGCAUUGCUCUUGCAUAUGCAAGAUAUCAUCUAACUUUAUGUUUAGCCAUAUAAUGUGAAUUUUAAGUCAAUGGUAAGGAAAGACUAGCCCGUUGUAUGUGCUGUGAAUGUAUACUCGUACAGCGUGACUUUUUGCAUACUGAAUGGUGUCACUCAAACCAGACAAUCUCUUUCUAAUCUGAUGAAUGUUUUUAAUAUGAAGCUGUUUGUGUUGAUGCAGGCUCCUGGUUCAAAAUCUACUUUUGCUGGAUAUUGCAUUGCUUCAUUUAUGUGAUAGAAAUUCAGAGCCAAAGACAAGUUGGAAAAACAUGAUGUGGAAUGUGGCUAAUCUGUAUUGAAUCCUUAACCUUUGACCUGGAGGAUUGUUGUGAAACACAAACAGUUGAAUAAGAAGCAGGAGAGAGAUGAGAGAGAAAUGUUCAUUUAUGGCUUGGAAAUGUGAUGAUGCUUGUGUUAUAUACUGCUGUUUUUAUCCAUUAUGUCCAAUUUAUAAACUCUUUUCACUUGAGUAAAGGUAAUAGAACAUG
This is a messenger RNA of Carassius carassius (crucian carp), 1701 nucleotides long. RefSeq names its product transmembrane protein 179-like. Bases 82 to 831 code for a protein of 249 amino acids. NCBI's taxonomy places the organism in Eukaryota, Metazoa, Chordata, Actinopteri, Cypriniformes, Cyprinidae. The transcript has 4 exons. The record is from RefSeq and is a predicted model, not a curated record.